GGAUGAACAAAAAGCCCCAAGACAAGGACAACACUUAUGAGCAAGGAAGGUAACACAGCAACGAGCAGACAGAUGGACAGCUUGGAUACUGUGAAAAGCAAUCGCAGGGAGCAGACUGUUGGGGGAUGUGCGCAUGUUCGAUAGCAUCUUUUUUGCUGAAGUGAUGGCGUGCCAAAACUAUUUUCUGUGGGUAUAAUCCUCGCACCAUAAAUGGCCUGACCAAGGAAGUGAGCCAUUUGGAGACAGUUACUCGACAUGAACAAAAGAAAAUGAAUACCAAAGAAUAGCAGCGGAUUCAAAAGUGAUCGGAAAAGCAUUUUGCUUGGCCAUUGUCUCAUAUCCCAUCAUUGGAUUCUUACAACAUGCUUCAGUGGAGAAGACGACACUGCUGCUUUGCAAAGAUGACCUGGAAUACCAAAAGGUCUCUCUUUCGCACCCAUCUCAUUGGCCUGAUCUCUCUCGUGUUUCUUUUUGCAAUGUUUCUGUUCUUUAAUCACCACGACUGGCUGCCAGGCAGGGCUGGAUUCAAAGAAAAUCCUAUGGCUUACACUAUACGAGGAUUUAGAUCUACAAAAAGCGAGACAAACCACAGCUCUCUAAGGAACGUGUGGAAAGACGCCGUACCUCAGACGCUCAGGCCUCAAACAGUCACCAACUCCAACAACACAGACCUGUCACCACAAGAAGUAACUGGUUUGGAAAAUACACUCAGCGCCAACGGAAGUAUUUACAACGAGAAAGGUAUGGGGCAUCCAACUUCGUAUCAUUUCAAAUACAUCAUCAACGAGCCUGAGAAAUGCCAGGAGAAGACCCCUUUUCUAAUAUUGCUCAUAGCUGCAGAGCCAGGCCAGGUGGAAGCUAGACAAGCUAUUCGACAAACUUGGGGUAACGAAAGCCUGACACCUGGCAUCCAAAUUGUUCGUAUUUUUUUGCUGGGGUUAAGCAUCAAGAUAAAUGGAUACCUCCAGCGUACCAUACUAGAGGAAAGCAGGCAGUACCACGACAUCAUUCAACAAGAAUACUUAGACACCUACUAUAACUUAACCAUUAAAACUCUGAUGGGAAUGAACUGGGUUGCAUCCUACUGUCCACAUGUUCCAUACGUUAUGAAAACUGACAGCGAUAUGUUUGUCAAUACUGAGUAUUUAAUACACAAGCUUCUGAAACCAGAACUUCCUCCAAGGCACAAGUAUUUUACAGGUUAUUUAAUGAGAGGUUAUGCACCUAAUAGGAACAAGGAUAGUAAGUGGUAUAUGCCACCUGAUUUGUAUCCAAGUGAACGUUAUCCUGUAUUCUGCUCUGGAACUGGUUACGUUUUUUCUGGAGAUUUAGCAGAAAAAAUAUUUAAAGUCUCCCUAAGCAUCAGACGUUUACAUUUAGAGGAUGUAUACGUGGGGAUCUGUCUUGCCAAGCUGCGAAUUGACCCUAUGCCUCCACCCAAUGAGUUUGUCUUCAAUCACUGGCGAGUUUCUUACUCCAGCUGUAAAUAUAGCCACCUAAUUACCUCCCAUCAGUUCCAACCUAGUGAACUGAUCAAAUACUGGAACCACUUACAACAAAAUAAGCACAACGCCUGUGCCAAUGCAGCGAAAGAAAAAGCAGGCAGGUAUCGCCAUCGUAAACUGCACUGAAAGGACAACACUCCCUCUCUCAAAUGUACUCCAUGUGCAAUUUGUAAAUACCGCUGAACGCAUGUACAGUGAAAAUGGAUGAGCUUAAUGGGACAGCCUUUAGUUGAUCCCCAUCACAUAGUGGAGUCUGAAAAUUA
Molecule: messenger RNA, 1768 nt
Organism: Charadrius vociferus (killdeer)
Lineage: Eukaryota; Metazoa; Chordata; Aves; Charadriiformes; Charadriidae
Product: beta-1,3-galactosyltransferase 2
Exons: 2
Coding region: 363-1631 (422 amino acids)
Cellular component (GO): membrane
Molecular function (GO): N-acetyl-beta-D-glucosaminide beta-(1,3)-galactosyltransferase activity
Source: RefSeq, a predicted model, not a curated record